Messenger RNA from Symbiodinium pilosum, 560 nucleotides. The record is from the annotation of a GenBank genome assembly. NCBI's taxonomy places the organism in Eukaryota, Dinophyceae, Suessiales, Symbiodiniaceae.
GUAUCCGUUGCAAGAUAUGGUGUACAACACGCUCGUCUAUUCUCACAUCUUGCUGACCUUCGUUUAUUUGCCGCUGAUCCUGUGGCAGUUCUAUGCAAAAAGGGGCACUGAGAAGCACGUUCAGCGAGGAAUUUGGUUGAAAUUCCUGGCAGUGCUGAUGAUUGGUGGCGGCUGGGCUCUUCAGAUCCGCCAUUCCUGGUUCAGCGAUGCUCGUGUCUUCGAGAAGCAUCCGGUCCUGUUUGAGUUGCAGUUUGCCCGCAGCUUCAUCAGUGCAUUUGGCAGCUCCACUGUCAUCAGCGCCCUCAACGUCUAUCUGGUCGGAGUGAAAAAGGAUGCACGGAAGAUGUCUUUGAACAGUCCUUCGUACUUCCUGGUCCUGGCGGCUACCCUGGCAUCUCUUCUCAUCAUCUCUAACUGCAUUAUCUACAUCACGCGGGAGCUGAUGAAACUUCCAGCAUGGAGCUCAUACCACUGGGAGAUGUUGUGGGAGAUGUCCGUUAUCGGGUCCGUUUUUCCUCUCUACGACGGCAUGAACCUCUAUGCAUUGCUGAUGUGGCAGC